Pangasianodon hypophthalmus (striped catfish) is the source of this 1171-nucleotide messenger RNA. RefSeq names its product ependymin-like 2 (gene epdl2). Bases 79 to 705 code for a protein of 208 amino acids. Lineage: Eukaryota; Metazoa; Chordata; Actinopteri; Siluriformes; Pangasiidae. The transcript has 6 exons. Gene Ontology annotation, biological process: cell-matrix adhesion. Gene Ontology annotation, molecular function: calcium ion binding. The record is from RefSeq and is a predicted model, not a curated record. Gene Ontology annotation, cellular component: extracellular region; lysosome.
GAGCUGAGCAGUUCAGUAUAAAACCUUUGUCAUUGUGUAAUUGUGUUACUGUCUGUUCAGUUUGCCAGAAUCGGAACCAUGCAGGCUGCUUUGGUGCUUACAAUCAUCUUGAGUGCACUGCUCAGUGCCCUCGCUCAGAAACCCCACCACUGCAAGUCACCACCAUACCUCCAGGGAAAGUUAGCUGUAAACUUUCCUGAGGGGAAGACGAUGGUGUAUGAGCAGUUCUACUACGACGCUGUGGAAGAGAGGAUUCGUGUUGUUGCCACUGGGAAGGAAGGCGGGCAUGACGUAUUCGUGGAUCGACUUCUGCUUUUCAGAGAAAAGGUUUACUUUGACAUCAUUUACCACAACAAAAGCUGUAUUAAGAAUUCUUUCGAGGCUGCCUUCGUUCCCAUUGCGAUUCCUCUUGAUGCCCAGCACAUGGCUCAGGUUGUCUUGGGAAGCCUGUCUGCUCCUGCACAGGGCCUGCUGGUCAACAGCUGGGUGGGAUCAGAUGCUGAGCUAAAAGCAAACUACUCCCUGACCUUUACAGAGUUCGGCUGCAUUCCCGUCGUCACCAUCUAUCACAUCGAUGGACUGGGUCAUUUUCUGUCAAGACCACAGGUUCCCAACCCUGGUCCUGGAGUCCAAGCUGUCUGGCAACUUCCUGAGUUAAAGUGGGCAUGCUGGGAGCAGGGAGAAGACUACGACUAUUUAAGAUAAAUCAUCAAACUCCUGUGCAGCCAACACCGGUAGUGACAGUCAGCUGAAAAACUCGUGAGAGUUCAUUACAAAGAUUAACAUGACACCGAAGGCACUCUUGAAAAUUUUCACCAAAAGCCGAAUUGAGACGAAUUUCACCUGUUUAGAGUGCUAUAACUUGGCUCUCAAACAGUUAAGAAAAGUCAGACCUUAGUAUUGCUAGCUCCACCGGCCACCAUAGAUUCUGGGGCAUUCUUUAUGUACUUACGUGGGAAUGGGUGGUGGGAUUAUGGAGUUUAAAACAAUGCUCCAGUGUUGUACUUCAGCCAUUUAACCAGUAGAGCUCCAGUCUUAACUAAUAUACCUUUAAUAUAAUAAAAACUUUUUGUCCAUGUUAUGCACAGACUAAUAGGACAUCAUGUUCAAUAUAUGAUGGUAAUCCUACAAUAUUUAUAUCUAUAAAGACUCUGGAACUAAUAUAUUUGCA